CGAUUUCUCUUGACCAAGAAACGUUUUUUUGUUGGAUUAUUUGGAGAAUCGGUCAAAAUCUGAGAGGUUCACUAAUGAGAGGUUCACUAAUGUCGAGUCGUUCGCUGUGUCACUAUCUCUGAAUUGAUAGGCUACUUUUUUCACGGACAGGAGAUUGUUAGGGUAGUCCAGGAUUCAUUGUUGAAGUAGCCUAUCUUUAAAUUUAGUUGUUGCGUAAUUACCAGCAAAAAUGUCUGGAGAGACGAUCACCAAGAUUGAAACCUUCAAGGGUUCACCGGGUGCGUUUCCCGUGGUAUUGAAGAAAAUAAUGGAAAUGCCCCCACCGAAUUUACUCGAGGGCGACGAUGACAAUGACAAGGAUAAGCUUUUUACGGGGGACAAUGUGGACCUUGGAGGAGGGAGCGGGAUGGGUCCGUCGGCCGCCCUGACCCCCGCCAUCUGGGACAAGACCAUCCCGUACAACAGGGAGACCUUCCACCUGGAGUACAUGGACCUGGAGGAGUUCCUCAUCGAGAACGGCAUCCCCACCUCGUCCCUGGACAAUGCUCUCAACAUGAAAAUUGCAGAGAAGAAGACAACCAGCACCGCGACAGCCCCAGACGCCCCAAUCUCCCUGCUGCCAGUCCUGGAACUAGACCAGUGUGAAGAGGAGGUGGUCACCAUCACCCUCAACAGUGCUGAUAUCACAGGCAACACCGAGGUGGUGACAGACAAGGACAGGCUGACCCCUGAAACCAUCGACCCGGAGGAGAUUGAGGUGAACGUGAACUUUGAUCCGGACCCUACAGACCUGGUCCUGUCCAGCGUUCCUGGAGGAGAGCUGUUCAACCCACGCAAACACAAGUUCUCAGAGGAGGAACUCAAACCACAGCCCAUGAUCAAGAAGGCCAAGAAGGUGUAUGUACCUGAGGAUUCUAAGGAUGAGAAGUACUGGCAGAGGAGGAAGAAGAACAACGUGGCGGCGAAGCGUUCCCGGGACGCGCGCCGACUCAAGGAGAACCAGAUCACGGUGCGGGCGGCGUUCCUGGAGCGUGAGAACACGGCACUACGACAGGAAGUGGGCGAGCUACGGAAUGACUUUGCCCGCAGCAAGAAUGUUGUGGCCCGCUACGUGGCCAAAUUCGGAGAGCUGUAAGGGACCAAACACAGACAACUGCCGGCCGUUGCACACAGAUUGCAUCAGCUAGUCACUUCAUUUUGGUCAGAUCACUAAGUAGCAACAUCCUUUGUCAUAAAUCAAUUGUAAAUACCCACUGUUGCACUACUCACAUUAGCUGCAUACGAAACAAUGAGAGACAGUGAUUUGCGGUAAAUAUGAGCUCCUCAGUGAGACAGAUAAGGAAACAAUGACAUCACGUUGAGGUGGAGAAAGGCAGGCAUAUUAUUGCAAUGAAUACACUACAAAAUGUUCAAAUACAAAAUAACCAGUGAGA
This is a messenger RNA of Salvelinus namaycush (lake trout), 1433 nucleotides long. Its product is annotated as thyrotroph embryonic factor-like. NCBI's taxonomy places the organism in Eukaryota, Metazoa, Chordata, Actinopteri, Salmoniformes, Salmonidae. The transcript is spliced from 4 exons. Gene Ontology annotation, cellular component: nucleus. Gene Ontology annotation, molecular function: DNA-binding transcription factor activity, RNA polymerase II-specific; RNA polymerase II cis-regulatory region sequence-specific DNA binding. The coding region runs from base 230 to 1135 and encodes 301 amino acids. Gene Ontology annotation, biological process: regulation of transcription by RNA polymerase II. The record is from RefSeq and is a predicted model, not a curated record.